This is a messenger RNA of Sparassis crispa, 1350 nucleotides long. Its product is annotated as DHH phosphoesterase. Gene Ontology annotation, molecular function: exopolyphosphatase activity. The transcript is spliced from 2 exons. NCBI's taxonomy places the organism in Eukaryota, Fungi, Basidiomycota, Agaricomycetes, Polyporales, Sparassidaceae. The coding region runs from base 1 to 1350 and encodes 449 amino acids. Gene Ontology annotation, cellular component: cytoplasm. The record is from RefSeq and is a predicted model, not a curated record.
AUGUCCUCGAUGGACCUGAGAGAACCCUCUCCGUCUGAUGCCUCGGAUGCGCUCUCCGAGUUUCUUUCACGCCAGAAGGAACGGUACCUCGACGCGGUGGCGCGCGGGACGGCGGGGGAGUGGACAGUCGUGAUGGGGAACGAGGCAGGGGAUCUGGACUCGCUCGCCAGCGCGAUCGCCUACGCCUAUUACGCCGGCGUUGUGUCCAAGCAUGCACCUACUAUCCCGCUGGUGCAAACCCCGCGUGAGGACCUGCACCUGCGCGCAGAGAACCUGCACGCCCUCGCCCUUGCGGGCGUUGAUCCCGCUCUCCUCCUCACCAUCUCCGAUUUGCCCUCUUCCUCAUCCUCUUCACCCUUCCCCUCCACGAAAUUCGUGCUGGUUGACCACAAUCGCCUUGCGCCGGCUUUCUCUCAUCCGAGUGCGCGUGUCGUCGCCGUCGUGGAUCAUCACGCGGACGAGGGCCUCUACGCGGACACUGCAGACCCGCGCCUGAUCGAGGUGCCCACAGGCAGCUGCGCAUCUAUCGUCGCACGGCUCCUACAGCACACGGGAAUGCGCAUUCCGCGUGAGCUCGCGACGCUGCUCCUGUGUAGCAUUCUCGUUGACACUGGAGGACUCAAGCCUGGCGGGAAGGCGGAAGACGCGGACCGCGCAGCGGCGGCGUUCCUCGCACCACUAUCGACGCUCUCUCUUACCUGUCAAAAUGAAGCCCUGAUCCAAACCGAGACUCAGAUAACAACUCAAGACGCGUCUUCGGAGGAGCUGCACGCCGUAGCGCCCAUCCAAGCGCUCAACGCGACAUUACAGACCAGAAAAGCGUCCGUCGCGCACCUCGGCACGCGCGACCUCCUCCGGCGCGACUACAAGGAGUACACCUACACGCUCCCCAGAGGAGCGGACGUAUGCGUCGGGCUCGCGUCAGUGCCGGUUGGGCUGCACGCGUGGCUAUCGCGAGAGCCCGGUGGUGCGUUUGGCACGGAGGCCGAGGCGUGGAUGCGCACGCGCGAGCUUGACGUGCUCGGCGUGCUCACGUCGUUCCGCGACGCUGAGUCGGAGCACUCCGGGAAAAGCGGGCGGGGGAAGCAUCGGCGCGAGCAACUGUACGUUGUGCGCGAUAAGGCGCUUGCGGAAACGCUAUUCUCGGGACUCGAGGAGAGCGAGGAGCUGAAGCUCAAGAGGAGAAAGUGGAAGGACUAUGACCUCACCAAGGAGAAGGUUGGUUUCGGGGGAGACGUGGCGGUGCGAGUGUGGAAGCAGAAGAAUGUGGACGCGACGAGGAAGACGACAGCCCCGCUUGUGAAAAGCAUCAUCGAGGGCGAGGGGAGGGGGAAGGGCGCGAGCUUGUAG